This is a messenger RNA of Geosmithia morbida, 993 nucleotides long. RefSeq lists its product as hypothetical. The transcript is spliced from 2 exons. The record is from RefSeq and is a predicted model, not a curated record. The coding region runs from base 1 to 993 and encodes 330 amino acids. Lineage: Eukaryota; Fungi; Ascomycota; Sordariomycetes; Hypocreales; Bionectriaceae.
AUGGUAUUAUUGUCUGGUCUCUCAUCACUCGCCCGAGAUGAGAGGGUCAUACUAGUCGGCAUCGGCCUGGCCACGUUUGGCAUCGUGAGCACCAUGAUGGCGGCCCUUACCAUCAUCCGCGACGAUACUACACUACCGCCAUCGCAGCCCAAGGCGCGUUACAUCACACAGGAGACAGAGGACUCUCUUGAGGUGGAAACGCUCGAGAGGCUCGUAGAUCAUCCGAGCUACUCCAUCCGCGACGUUUCCAUCAAGAUCCUCUGUGACCGGGCCAUCAACGACCCCGAAGUCAUACAGACGUUGCUGUAUGGCGUCACGCGCCCCGACUACGAUGAACGGAUGCGAUCGUUACGGGCGCUUGCCCUUCUGACAAGUUUCGAUGAGUUGUCUAUUCUCCAUCGACCUCAGACAUACUCCGCUCUCGUGAGGUCUCUCGAGCUGAGCCUUGAUGAUGUUCCACGGCCUAAACUGGAUGACCCCCACUGGGACGAGUACUACCUCCGGGACGUAGCCGAGAGGUUCUGCCUCAUGUUCCUCCUAGAUCUACUGAACAAGAACGACGCCGGUCUGCUCGUCAAGGCCAAGUUUGUCGAGAAGUGGCUAGCCAAGCAGGACUGGGGCGACAGCCCAGCAGAGAGGCGAAAGCUGUUCUCGGAGUACAUGGAUCAUAAGAACAACAGAAUUGUUCACAUCGUGGGCCGGAUCAGACACACCAAGGGCGGUCUCAAGGCACUUCAGAAGGAAGGGCUGAUGGACGCAAGCCGCGCUAGGCGCCAGCGACAGGAACUUCCAGAUGUCAUCAUGGAGCUGGAACCCGUGAUCCUGCGGGAAUCAGUCGAGGUACUGGAGUCGCUGGUCCCUCGGACACGUGAGCAGUCAGUAGAGGAGCAAAGACUUCGCCGCCAACACCGCGAAGCCAUGGUCCUGAAUGACGGAACGCGACCGUUUGGACGGGAGGACAUAAUCGAACGAGACCAUGACACCAUUGACUAG